This is a messenger RNA of Gadus morhua (Atlantic cod), 1241 nucleotides long. RefSeq lists its product as uncharacterized. The transcript is spliced from 2 exons. Lineage: Eukaryota; Metazoa; Chordata; Actinopteri; Gadiformes; Gadidae. The coding region runs from base 318 to 950 and encodes 210 amino acids. The record is from RefSeq and is a predicted model, not a curated record.
UCUUCUGCCUUUUUCCUUUCAUUGCCUAUUGCAUUCAGCAGACAAACUGCAUAGAUUUCAAACUUACCACAGCUCACAAACUUAUUCAGACCUAUGUUAUUUAACAAACAAUAGGAAAAAUGUGAUUUUAAUGGCAUGGGCUCUUUAAGAACCUAUUCUCCUUGAUUCGGGGCAAAGGGGGGCACAAAUACAAUCCCAGUGCGAGGGAAUUCACCGCUGCACUCAGGGGUUUGAGUGUAGCCAACAUUUUACCUGCUCUUUCUGCAUCGACUGCAUCAAACUGCGAGCUGGAUGACGGGACAACCCCCCUAGCCAGUAUGUCAGAGGACGCAAUCCCCUCCACCUCAACAGCUCCAAUGACCUCAAUGGCCCUCCCUACCACCCUGACAACAGAGAUGGAGGAUGAAGAACCAGUGGUAUCGGACAUUGUGGGAGAUCAGACUGUUGGCGAUUGCAUCCAGGAGGAGGGCCUGUUCUACGUUGCUGGCUGGCUUGUCCGGGUCCUUCAAAAGGAGGAAAUUGUUCAGGCCUGUCCACACUGUGAGGUGCUGUUGUUGGGUGCCCGACAUCAGGACCACAGCUACGCCACAAGUGAGGACCACCCCUUCCUGGAGGCAAAAAAAUACACGGCAACGGCAAACCUAAUGAGGCCUUCGGAAGGGUUUUUCGCUGCCAUCCAGCUUUUGGAGGGGGAAUUUGGACGGAACAUCGACGCUUUCUGGCCUCUCACCCAGAUCACCAAAAAAAUGGAGAGGGCUCUGGGCAGUCUGGGGGUGUUCAAAAGCCUCUUCAGCUCACACCCUGAGCAUGCAAUUCUAUUGGAGACAAUAGCAAUAAAAAAAAUUGUGAUGUGCAGGCUCGGGGGGGAAAUCCGUGAGAGGAACAGGAGGCUGAGCAAACAGCAAACGGCCAAAGCAGCUCAGAGAAAGCUGUCCACCUUCACGGCCUGAAUGGAGCUGGAGGAUCGUUGCUGUGUCUGGCUGUGGAGGGAGCUAGAUGGAGCGGUCUUCAAAUUAUUCCUGUGGAGAAUAUAAUAAUAAUAAAAAGAUUAAAAAAAUGUAAAACAAUUAAAUUAAAUAUAUAUCUUUUAGUAAAGUAAAUAAAUACGUUUUGGAAUACGCUAUAAAUAUAAAUGAUCAUUUGAGGUUUUUCUUUUACUACAUGCAACGAUUGUUGUUUAUUAAUUUAUCCUUUAACAUUGCUCUACAUUGUUCUACAAAAAUAAAUCAAACUUCAAUUAA